This is a messenger RNA of Elgaria multicarinata webbii, 534 nucleotides long. Its product is annotated as forkhead activin signal transducer 3-like. Gene Ontology annotation, biological process: transforming growth factor beta receptor signaling pathway; positive regulation of transcription by RNA polymerase II. NCBI's taxonomy places the organism in Eukaryota, Metazoa, Chordata, Lepidosauria, Squamata, Anguidae. The transcript is spliced from 4 exons. Gene Ontology annotation, molecular function: transcription cis-regulatory region binding; DNA-binding transcription activator activity, RNA polymerase II-specific. Gene Ontology annotation, cellular component: activin responsive factor complex. Bases 1 to 534 code for a protein of 177 amino acids. The record is from RefSeq and is a predicted model, not a curated record.
AUGGAGCCGGGACAGACGCGCAUCCCCCUGGCCGAAACGCAGGCGCCCCACCCGCAGGCCCCCGCGGCCCCGGAGGAAGCCGCCCUGGCCCCUCGCCCCGCCCUGGCCCCUCGCCCCAAGAAGCGCUAUCGGCGGCACCCCAAGCCGCCCUACUCCUACCUGGGCAUGAUCGCCCUAGUGAUCCAGGGCUCCCCCGAGCGGAAGCUCAAACUCAGCCAGAUUAUCCAGGAGAUCCGGCAAAAAUUCCCGUCUUUUAAGAUGAGCUACCAGGGCUGGAAGGACUCCAUCCGCCACAAUUUAUCCAACAACCCGUGCUUCGCCAUGGAGCUCAAGGAUCCGACGAAUCCCAAGGCGAAGGGCAACUACUGGACCGUGGACGUCCGCCGCAUCCCCCCGGACGCGCUCAAGCUCCAGAACACCUCCGUCUCGCGCCGGGAGGGAGCCGCCUUUGUCCCUGACCUCUCGCCCUAUGUGCUCCACGGCCAGCCCCCCCAACCACCCACCCCACCCCCACCUGGCACUGCAGCUGCUUAA